AUGACCGACGAUAGUUCUGCGCCUUUAUUAGGGGAAUCGCAGUCCUUGCGGCCAACCAACCGCCGGGAGGUUACGGUAAACCACGACAGAGACUUGUCGGAAACAACACCACUACUUGCUCGUAGGCAGGAAGGCCUGCGAGAGGAUGAAUCUACCGAUGGCUCUAUCGAUUCAGUGACCUGGCAAAAGAAUGGCCUGCGAUGGCCAACAUUUAUAGCACUCAUCGUUCUGUGCUUAUCAGUCAUCGCCAUUCUUAUAUUGGGGUUCGCCGCUCCGUCCACCAUGAAACAAUAUGUCCAAGAAGCCACUGUGUUCAAGCCAACUGGCCUGUCUAUUACCUCUUUUACUCCAUUCGGUGUACAAACGAGAGUCCGAGGCACCCUUGUUAUGGAUGCAUCUCGUGUGAAGAACCCAACUGUCAGGGAUUUGGGCCGAUUCGGAACAUGGAUAGGGCAUGAGGUUGAAUCUCAGGAAUCAACAGUAGAAGUAUAUCUUCCAGAGUAUGAAAAUGCCUUGCUUGCUACCAUUACCCUUCCGCCAAUUAAAGUCAAUAUUCGGAAUGGACAUCUCAAUGAGAUCGACUUCAUUGCAGAGCUGGCAACAGGAGAUCCCAAUGGAAUCAAGGGAGCUGUUACCGACCUGAUUGAGGGCAACAUUGCCCAAUUAACUCUUAAAGGGAUGGCUAAUGUCCCGUUGAAAUCUGGUCUUUUAUAUCUGGGAUCACAAUAUAUAGCGGAGACUGUGGUGCUUCGAGGUCUGGCUUCCGUUCUUGAUAUAUCCCUUAUGUCCAUCUCAGAUAUCUCCACCCUUCCUGAAUUUAAUAUUACCAAACUGAAUAUCUACGAACGCCCUGGUCCUGGAAAAUCAAAGGCCAUUGAAGCAGAUGUUUCGGUAUCAAUCUCAAAUCGGUACCCACUCCACCUGACGCUACCACCUUUCGAGUUCAAUAUACUCGUUCCUAGCUGUACUCCUAAUGAUGCCUACAUUAUGGUUGCGAAUGCAACAACGGAUUCCGUCAAUAUUGAGCCACGAGAACCGGUAGCCAUAUCUAUGCACGGCUUUGCACCUAAGGUUCCAGACGAGCUUGUCCGUAACUGCCCCGGAACUGCCACAUCGCCACUUGGUCUUUUAAUUGGCAAAUAUAUACGCGGUCUGGUUACCACGAUCUAUGUUCGUGGAGGGUCGUUAAUCUCUCCAACUAUCCCCCAAUGGUUACAAGAAUUGAUAAACAGUGUCACUGUCCCGUUCCCUUUCACGAGUCCUGGGUUUUCGCGAUUAAUCAAACGCUUCUCAAUGACAAAUGUCCAUUUUUACCUUCCUGAUCCGUUUGCGAAGCCAAAUACACCCGAGUCUAUGCCCAAGGUUUCAGCUUUGGUACAAGCUAUCGUUGAUUUACCUAGGCAACUAGAUGUUCCUGUGAACGUCUCAAGGGUUCGGACCACCGCAAAUGUAUUCUAUCAUGACCACAACCUUGGCAUUAUAGACGUUAAGGAGUGGCAGAAUGCUACAGUUCGACGAGUUGUUGAUGGCGCGGAUGGGAGACCAACAAUGAUCGUGGAAUUCGAUAUACAAAAAGCACCCCUGCAGGUUACAGAUGAGGAUCUCCUAUCUGAAGUCUUAAAAAAGAUGCUGUUCGAGCGCCAAGAUAUACCCCUACGAGUGGACGCCCAUGUCGAUGCAGAGCUGCAGUCGGCCCUUGGCGAGUUUGUCGUCCGAGAUAUUCCCUCUGGUGGAAAUAUCGUUGUUCGACCGCCAUAUGGCUCUAGACUUAGUGAUAUAAAACCUCGCGCCCAGUCUAUAAAGAUCGUUGAAACCACGAAGGACAGCAUCCUGGCUCAGGCUAAUGUAAAUUUUACCAACCCGACUAACUACACCGUGCAUCUGCCUUACAUCGACAUUAAACUGGUUCACAAUUCAAGUGACAUAGCGCAUAUAAUCGGGCAUAACCUUCAUGUACGCCCAGGACAGAAUACUGCAGUCAAGAUCGAUGUGCUGUGGAACCCCUUGGAAUCUGGUGGUGAAGAUGGCACUAAUGCAGGGCGGGACCUCGUGUCUAAAUGCGUCUCUGGAAUUAACACAACUGUUAUUCUCAAGCCAUAUGCGAACAGCAUUCCAUCACUUCCUUUACUUGGCGAAGCAUUGUCCAAGUUUGAAGUUGAAAUUCCUAUCCCAAGACUACACCUUCCUGGCGAAGGGGAUGGGUCAUUCAUCAAAGACGCAACGUUACAUCUCCUUACAUCUACUGCCGACUUUACGAUUAUAUCGCCACUUUCAUCGAAGACCCUUUAUGUCACUUCCGUCAAUGCAACUUCGCUCUUCAACCACACCUCUCCCGUUGGUACAAUACAAUAUGAUACACCUUUUGCUGUUCCGCCGGGGUCGUCUCUGUCUCCAAGACUUCCUGUUCGGCCUGAUCUUACCGGUGCAGGGUACCAGGCGUUAAAGGAUGCUCUGGGUGGAACUUUACAACUUGACGUUUUGGCUGAUAUCGGAAUUAGACUUGGGAAAUAUAGGCAAACUGUUAAUUACUCAGGCCAGGGAAUAGGUAUAAACGUGGGUUGGUAA
Microsporum canis CBS 113480 is the source of this 2565-nucleotide messenger RNA. RefSeq lists its product as hypothetical. NCBI's taxonomy places the organism in Eukaryota, Fungi, Ascomycota, Eurotiomycetes, Onygenales, Arthrodermataceae. Bases 1 to 2565 code for a protein of 854 amino acids. The transcript is spliced from 5 exons. The record is from RefSeq and is a predicted model, not a curated record. Gene Ontology annotation, cellular component: fungal-type vacuole membrane.